AUGGCCAAUGGUACUGGCGGUGGUGUCACCUCCCUUGUCCAACAACAACAACAGCAGCAGCCAAUAGCCCGAAAGCGAACGGCUUAUCAGGCGGCUCUGCUGAUCAACGGUGGCCAGGCUGGCACUACCACCACCACCGGCCCCGGCAACCCCAACAACCACAUCGGCCUCCUCUCCGAGUCCUCCCCCGAGGUGUCCUCCAGUCAGAACUGCAUCAGCAGUGGCAUUAGCCCCGUGCCCAGCCUAGAGUCCUCUGAGAUUGAUCUCGAACUGUGGGACCUCGACAUUCACGAAUCAUCGACGUCGCAGUCUUCAGGCAAGGAAGACAUGAGCCCCUCGAACAGCGUCAACGGCUACGCAGUGGACAGUCUAGGCGGUGAUCCGAAAAAGAAGAAGGGUCCCGCCCCCAGACAGCAGGAGGAGCUGUGUCUCGUUUGCGGAGACCGUGCCUCUGGGUACCACUACAACGCCCUCACAUGCGAAGGGUGCAAAGGCUUCUUCCGGCGCAGCAUCACGAAGAACGCCGUCUACCAGUGCAAAUACGGCAACAACUGUGAGAUUGACAUGUACAUGAGGCGCAAGUGCCAGGAGUGCCGCCUGAAGAAGUGCCUCAGCGUGGGCAUGCGACCGGAGUGCGUCGUCCCCGAGUACCAGUGCGCCAUCAAGCGAGAGGCGAAGCGGGCCAUCAAGGACAAGGACAAGCCCAACUCCACCACCAAGGACCAUGGAGGCAUGAAUGGCGGCGUUGGAGGCAUUCAGUCGCCGCUCACGCCACAGGCGAACAUGCUGCUCGAGGAGAAGCCACUGACGCCGAUGACCGCCGUGGGCAGUCCGGCGGUGCACCAGGAGGAUGUUAUCAAGAAGCUAGUCUACUACCAGGAUGAGUUUGAGUCGCCCUCUGAGGAUGAUAUCAAAAAGAUUGCGCCUUUCCCGAUGGGCGAAAAUGAAGACGACAGUCAGAAGAGGUUUCAACACGUCACCGAGAUGACCAUUCUCACCGUGCAGCUGAUCGUAGAGUUCUCCAAGCGAGUGCCCUUCUUUGACCGCCUAUUCAGGGAAGACCAAAUUACCCUGCUCAAGGCGUGCUCAAGUGAGGUGAUGAUGUUGCGUUGUUCCCGCAAAUACGACAUUCGCACUGACUCGAUCGUCUACGCGAACAAUCAGCCGUACACCCGAGACAACUACAGCAGCGCCAGUAUCUCCUACGUGGCCGACUCUCUGUUCAACUUCUGUCGGCGGAUGUGCAUGCUGAAGGUGGACAAUGCCGAGUACGCACUUCUCACCGCAAUCGUCAUUUUCAGUGACCGACCAGCCCUCUGUGAGCCCCGAAAAGUGGAAGACAUUCAGGAGCACUACAUUGAGACGCUACGGUGUUACGUAGACAGCCACCGCCCACCAAACAAGUGCCACUUUGCGAAGUUGCUGGGCAUUCUCACUGAGCUGCGCACGCUGGGCAACAUCAACUCGGAGAUGUGCGUCUCCCUCAAAGUACAAAACAAAAAGUUGCCACCCUUCCUGGCCGAGAUCUGGGACAUUCAGGACGCAUAG
Messenger RNA from Rhagoletis zephyria (snowberry fruit fly), 1548 nucleotides. The record is from RefSeq and is a predicted model, not a curated record. Lineage: Eukaryota; Metazoa; Arthropoda; Insecta; Diptera; Tephritidae.